GAUAAUUCCCUUGGAGUUGAGACUAUUAGUAGCAUCUCGCCAUUUAAGAACUGGAGCACCUGCUGUUCCACGUCGUCGUGUCCUUUUUUUAUUUUUCCAUCUCUGCAUCAGUCUUGAAGUUUUAGUGAAAGGUCGAGAUCUGUCUUGGAAAAAAGAGUUUAUCCACUUGAGAAAGAUAUUCGUCACUCGUUGUUAUAUCUAAAAGGCUGUGCCCGGGAUAUAUUUAUCUAUCUAUCGACCAGUCUUUUACCAUCGAGAUAUUUAUAUCUAUCAACUACCAACUACUACUUUCGUUAUUAAAGAUUCUUCGAAAGUAAUAUCAUAUCUAUCCUAAUAACUUCUUCAUCUUCUCAAUACACAAGUCACAUACUCGACUCAAUACAACACACACAUCACAUCACAUCACACCACACCACACCACUCAAUACCAAUCACCAACCACCAACCACCAACUUCAAUCAUGCGUUCUUUCUCCAUCUCCAGCAUUCGCGGAUCCUUCCGUCGUUCCUCAUCUCCUUCCUCCAUCAACUCCAACACAUCCACAAGCCGAGACUCAUACACCUCGCAAUCCUCCACCAGUCCCGUCGACACCAUCAAUUCCAUCAUGCACCGACAGCCCUCGAUGCAAGAUCUAGAAGAGGAGAAGAGAAGUUUCGGAAGCGGCUUGGAGAUUAUGGAACCCAGACCGAUUGUUUACUGGGGAGGCAUGGAGGAGAGAUUGGGGAGAUUUUAGAGAGAAAGUCGUGGACGCAGUGCUCAGAUGAUGGAUGUGGAUAUGAAUGAAAAGGAAAACAAAACAAAGCAAAGCAGAAUGGGAUGGGUGCAAUGGGAUUGUGGGAGAGGUCUUCAAUUUCAUUCCUCAAUGGCGUUUAUGAAUGAUUAUGGACGGACGGAUGGAUGGAGAAAUGGUUUUUGGAGAACCUGUUAUUCUUCUUGAAAAUAUGGAUUUUGGGGCGUUGGUUUCCAUGACGGAUGGAUGGAUGGAUUUGCUUCUCACGAUUGACAAUUCUUUCCAUUUCAACACACACAAAAUUGGUGGUUCGAGUUCGAUCAGGUCGUCGAUGAUUUUUAUCUUUUUUUGGCUUCCUUGGAUGGAAAUAUUUAUAUUGUAAUAGUCUUAUCUUUUCUUCCUUUUACGAAAAUUGAUGGAUGGAUGGAUGGAUGGAUACAAUUGAAUAGAGCACAGUGCAAUCGAUAUAAGAAAAAAAAUCACAAAAUACAAUACAAUUAUUCCCA
Messenger RNA from Botrytis cinerea B05.10, 1236 nucleotides. RefSeq lists its product as hypothetical. The transcript has a single exon. Bases 461 to 733 code for a protein of 90 amino acids. NCBI's taxonomy places the organism in Eukaryota, Fungi, Ascomycota, Leotiomycetes, Helotiales, Sclerotiniaceae. The record is from RefSeq and is a predicted model, not a curated record.